Molecule: messenger RNA, 2166 nt
Organism: Cotesia congregata
Lineage: Eukaryota; Metazoa; Arthropoda; Insecta; Hymenoptera; Braconidae
Source: the annotation of a GenBank genome assembly
AUGUUCAAUCCAGGAUACAGCAGAACGUCAUCUAGUAAUAGUACAACACCACCAGUUCAACCGCCGCCUAUGCCAUCUAUGAAUGGCGCUUCGUCUCUGAGAUCACGUUCAAGUAACAACCUUCACGAACCAACAAAAAUGAGUCAUUUGCCUCUUUCCGGUUUGAUGAAUCGCCAGCGAUCUUCACCGAAUUUGAAUCCAAGUCAAUCAUUUGGAAAUGCUUUGAACAAUAUUCAGAAUAAUGAAGCUGAAAGAUUUUAUCAAAACUUAAGCGUCUAUAGACAUCAAGAUCCAACAGUAAAACAAUUAGGUCCUUACCAUACAUCAGUUGAUCGAAAUUCAAUGUACACGCCAAAGCAGUUGAAAGGCUCUCAAAAUUCAUUGAAUCAUCCAAUUUUUGAUGUAAACCAAGGAAAAGAUCGGCCGCUUUCAGCAUAUGUUUCUCCAGACCAAAUGAAUUACAAUGCUUAUCAAAUUCCUCAAGCAGGGUCUCUUUUGAAAACACAAUCGUCGAGAGAUAUAAUUCGUCAAGAGGCUAAAUUACAAGAAAUGAAAGAAGAAGUGCGACGCCGUGAAUUAAGGGCAGGUGCAAUAAUAAGUAGUCAACAUCAAACCAAUUCUCUCAAUAUGCGACCUACUACUUCUCAAACCAAUAUUGGUAUUUAUAAGCAAACAAGUUUAGUACCAAAUCUCGAUUUGAAUUCUCCAACUUACAAUACUAUACAAAUAAGUUCAAAUUAUGGGUCAUCUGAUCCUCAACACAACCAAUAUAUUUUAUACAACAAACAACUGAUUUCGAACCAAUAUACUUCCAUUUCGAAAAAGAAUGACGCAUCUUGUUCUAACCAACAAAUUACUGAAUUAGACAAAGAAUAUGAUGCAGAUCUCAGUCGACCAAUUACAGAAUAUAAUCAACAAUUAGGACUUUUCAAUAAGCCUCAGUUUUUAAAUGAUUCAUCUAAUGUGAAUCAUCAACGUAAUAUGAAUGAAAAUUCAUCUAAUCAAAUGCAUUACGAAAAUAAUAUCAAUAAAGAAUCCUUACCUCUACAUUCAAUUCUUGAAAAAGAAUAUAAAGAAAGACAUCCACCUCCUCCACUUAAUACUUCAACUCAUCCAUUUAAUAUGAAACAAAUCGAUUCCAGGUAUACUUCUGGUGGACAAGAAGUCCCAAAAGGAAGUUACUAUUCAACAACCAAUUCAAGUCAACAAAAUCGACAGCAUCAAUACAAUGCUACUAAUCCAUGGCAACGGGAAGAACGAGAAAAAGAACAAGCACGACGACGAGAAGCUGCAAAAUUAUGGCGAGAUCAACAAAUUGCUGAAUUGAAUUCACUUUCGCACAGAACACAACAACAAGAAGAACAACUUCGAGCUCUCCAAUUAGAAAGAGACUUUCAAAAAAGAGCUGAAGAAGCUGCAGCUCAACAAGAUGACGAUGAAGAAAGUAAUGAUCUUGAUAAUCAAAAUAUACCAUGUGUCCAAGGAUUGCUAAAAAUGGCAGCAACUCCAGAGAAAAAUUACCCGUCAAUCCAGCCAAAUACUUUAUCACGAACAAAUCUAGCUAAUCAAUCAAUUAGGGGAACGAAUUCAUCUCAGUCAGCGAGUCAUCAAUUGAAACUACCUUUUAAUUCCUUACCUAUCGUAACAUCUCAACAAGAUCUAAUGAAAUAUGGAAAUAUUCAUGAAGAACAAGAAAGAAAUCAACGAAUGGAUGAAUACAAAGACGAAGAAAUUGAUUAUGACGGUAAUCAUCGAAAGAAUGAAGAAGAUACAAAACACAGUCAACAACAAUAUCAACAAAAUCAAACAAAUCCAAAAAAUCAACAACAGUUGUAUACAGAAAUGUUAAAAUUGGAUAAUUUAUAUAUUAAUGAUGGAAACGAAGCACCAGUACCACCAGAACGGGGUUCCAGUUAUACUGUUAUGUCUCAACAAAAUGUUUUAAGAUCAUCUAGUGCUGCUACAAUUUCAUCGCCAAUCGGAUCUCACCAAGCUUCCAUUAAAAGAGUCUCUUUCCAUGACUCUAAUGCUAAUAUUGAAAACUUUUCAAAAAAUAGCAUCAUCUCAAAUUUAUCGUCGCCUUACAGCAUGGGCACUAUAAAAGAGGAUUCUAAUUAUCCAAUUAGUUUGUUGAAAAUAAGAUAUCUGAGAGAUGGUACUUUAUAA